AAGGUUGAAGCAUGCUGUCGUCAAAUUAUGACGUAUACUUGUACUGUUAUGUACAGUGAACUGUGUUUCUGGUAUCAGAAAAUCAAAACAGAUGCAUCUGGCUGAGAGCCAAUAAGUCAUUAAAGACACAAUGCCAUGGAUCUCAGUUAUUUCAACAGAGAUGCAAAUCCUAAAAUCGAGAAUGAACUUUCAAACAUCUCUAGCCCAGAGAUGUUUGAUAGCGACAAUGAAGAUGAUAAAAAGAAUAAUGAACCAUUAGUAAUUGAAAGAUCAAUAGUAGCUAGUCCUAAAAAACCUUCUCAGGCUGAUUUGAUUACAAACUCUGAUAAUAACUUAUUAGCCAAAAUUAACAAACUAUUAAGUGGGGUACCACCACCACCUAAGCUUACAAUUUGUAGGACAGAUUGUUCUGAAUUAUUAUCACGUAUUUAUGAGAAUCAAUCUUUAUUUUGGACACAGUGUGUGUUAUCAGAGAAAGACACAGAAGACAUAAAUGGGGAAUCCCCAGAACAACAGAAAGAAAAUAUUAGUACAAAUAAUUAUCAGCAUACCAAAAGUACUUCUAGAAAUUUAAGUACUGCUUUUGAUGCUUGUGAUUCAAUAAAUAAUAUUAUUAAUAAUGUAGAUACAAUAGACUUAAAGAACACUUGCAGUGAUAAUUUUAGACUAAAGAAAGUAGUUCCUAAUAAUGAAAAAGGCAUAAUCAAUGCUAGCGUAAGUGGAACAAAAUUUUUAAAUCUUAAAGAAGUACAAGAAAGUGCAACUGAGAAUAAAAUAAAACAACAAUCUGAAUCAAAACAAUCAUUACUUUAUUACACUAUUAAUGAGAAAGAAGCAAUUACUUUAACAUGGCCUGAGGCGUAUUAUCAUAAAUUUCAUGGAAUAUAUUAUAACAGAAAUAAAGCAGUUGAAGAUUUUGAAAGCCUUACGUCAAAAUUAUGUGAUAGAUAUAUAGGAGCUGAAACUCAAUCUACAUGUACUGUAUGGUUUUCUAAACCAGUACCAGGAAGUGCCAAAAAACGAAAUCAUUUAGCUAAACAUAAUAAUGGUCAAAGUCCAACAAAAAGAUUGAGUCAUUUGACGAGGAGACGAAAAGUAUUUUCUAGUGCGAACUUACAAGGACUAGCGCUCAACAACAAAAAAUUUGUAGUAUUAAAUAUCAAAAAACCCACAGUUAAAAAAGGCAAAAGUCCGCGGACUAAAAGUCCACGAGGCAAAAGUCCGAGAGGAACUCCUAGGAGUUCAACAAAGAAAAAAGUAGCUCGUCGGCUUAUUUUAGAUGGAACUAGUCCGUUAAAGUCUAAAAUCGAAACGUCUAAACGUGCGCUCUUUCAAAGCCCUCCUCCUGAUCGAGCUGGUCCAAGCAAAUUAUUUACAGAUAGGCCGAAUCCUCAAAGCAUUAAACGUGCCCUAUUUACACAAAAUACAAAGGAGAAUGAUUUUGAAAGAAGUCAGAAGGUAGCUAUCGAACCAGAAUCCAGAAAAAGAAAGAACGAAGAGGAAUUAGAAGGACCAAAAUGCAAAUGGAUAAAAAGUUUAUCUUUCGACUGUUCUCACGAGUUACGUAAUAAUACGAUGUCUUCCUGGGAGAGACAUUCAUCUAGUAAUAUAAUUGAAAAAAGCAAAGGAUCUAUAAAUGAAGGGAAAUGCGAGCUUAGUGAUACUCAUAGAAAGAAAUUAUUAUGGGCAGUAGCAGAGGCCUUACGAGAUAAAGGAAUAGGUAUGACUCAUCCACAAUUUAAGCAGUAUGCAACAAACUUAGCGCGAAUCAUUAAAAAAUUUAUGCCUGAUCUUGAGAAUAAGAAUAUUCCUCGCAAACCAGGGAGUACAAGUGAUCGUAUGUUAAAAUUAGCAAAAUAUCACGUUUUGUUUGUAAUUGAUGCGAGACCAACAGAUUGACAAUACUCAUUGAUAUAUAAAAAAAGAUUGACUUAACUUUGCAUAAAGUACAUUAUUUAUCAUAUAAAUAUCAAUAAUCAAAUAUUGAUAUUACUAUGUCGAGGUAGCAUAUGUAUGAACAGUAGAUUUUAUUUAUCUGAAUAUAGUGAGAUAUUGUAUGAAAAUGUAUUAUAACAAAUCGCAUAAAACAAUUAAUGCGUGAUGUGUAAAUGUUAGAACUAUGGUAUAUUAAUUAUUAAGAUAUUUGUUAUUGCAUAAAUAUAAACUAAGAGGUUGUUUUUAAUAUACCUAUUUUUUUAUUAGCGAUAAAAUAUUAUAUUAUAUAUAUAAUAUAUAUAUAUAUAUAUAUAUAUUUCACAACUUAUAAAUAAUUAAUAAAAGGUGCUUCUUUGAAAGAAAACAUAAUUUGUAAUUAAUAAUUUUAGAAACAACACAUAUACAUAUUGCAUACAGAGUGCUAUCGAAAGUUAUGUAUGAACUUGCAAGGCGAUUUCUUAUGAAAAAAUAAGGAAAAUAUAAGGAAUAUUAAAAUUGAAUAUUUAUUGAAUGUACUUAAAUUUAGCUAAUUUUAGAAUUGAAAUUCUAAAUUUUUCACAAGUUUUAUAUGUAAAAAUUAAUUGGAAAUAUAAAAUAUGAUUCUUGCUUACUAUUAUUUCAUACAUUUUAUUUGUCAAGAAAUUAAAUUUGAACAUCAAAUAUUCGCGCGUGGUAUGCAUAUGUCAAGUCAGUUCUCAACUAAAUAUAUUCAUAGUAUAACAAAGUCAACUAAAUAAUAUUCAUUUUCUUAAACGAGAAAAAUGUAUUCUACAUUUUUCCAUUUAGAAUAAUAAAAUCGUAUUCAGUCAAUAAUUAACCAAUUCAUAUGUACUUAAGAAAUUUUCAAAUUUAAGUUUCUCGAAAACGAAACUUCAAAUAAAAAAAUUUUAUUGCACAUUUUUCUUUUUAUUUGUAAAGAAUCAUUUCUUGUCUGCUUAUAUAUAACUUUCGACCACACUCUGUCUAGCAAUCAUUAUUGCUAGCGCAUGGUUGUGUCUAAAACGUUAAGAGCCGAGUAAAAAAAUAAAGACUAAUCGCGUUGCAUCCGCGAUACUUGUGUA
Messenger RNA from Frieseomelitta varia, 2996 nucleotides. RefSeq lists its product as uncharacterized. Lineage: Eukaryota; Metazoa; Arthropoda; Insecta; Hymenoptera; Apidae. The coding region runs from base 136 to 1899 and encodes 587 amino acids. The record is from RefSeq and is a predicted model, not a curated record. The transcript has 5 exons. Gene Ontology annotation, cellular component: kinetochore. Gene Ontology annotation, biological process: regulation of protein ubiquitination; traversing start control point of mitotic cell cycle; protein localization to kinetochore.